Molecule: messenger RNA, 1530 nt
Organism: Abrus precatorius (Indian licorice)
Lineage: Eukaryota; Viridiplantae; Streptophyta; Magnoliopsida; Fabales; Fabaceae
Product: cytochrome P450 89A2-like
Exons: 1
Coding region: 1-1530 (509 amino acids)
Cellular component (GO): membrane
Molecular function (GO): heme binding; oxidoreductase activity, acting on paired donors, with incorporation or reduction of molecular oxygen, NAD(P)H as one donor, and incorporation of one atom of oxygen; iron ion binding
Source: RefSeq, a predicted model, not a curated record
AUGGAAACCUGGCUCAUUAUCACUAUUCUAUUCCUUUGUCUUUCAAUAAUUCUCAAAACCAUUCGUAACAUUUUCUUCCCCCGUUGUCCCCUCCCUCCGGGGCCUCCAAAAGUGCACAUCACAAGCAACUUUAAAUUGCUAAGACAAUACACCGCAGAUACCAAAACCCUUCUUCAAAAUCUACAUGCCAAAUAUGGUCCAAUAUUCACUCUUCACAUUGGUUCUCACACAGACAUUUUCAUUGCCAAUAGGUUCCUUGCUCAUAAAGCCUUGAUCCAACAUGGCACCAUCUUCGCUGAUCGACCCAAGGGCCUUCCCACACAAAAGAUCAUUAGUAGUAACCAACACGACAUUCUUUUCAACUUCUAUGGUCCCAAAUGGCGCAUCCUUAGGCGUAACCUCACUUCAAGAAUCCUUCACCCCUCACAGGUUAAGUCCUAUGCACAUGCACGCACGUGGGUGUUAAACAUUCUUCUACAAUGCCUUAAAUCUGAUUCAGAUGCAAGCAACCCCACAAGGGUCAUCGACCAUUUUCGAUAUGGCAUGUUCUACAUGCUGGUUCUCAUGUGCUUAGGUGACAAACUCGAUGAGAAGCAAAUAAGGGAAAUUGAGGAGAGUCAACGUGGCAUGCUUUUGAGCUUUUCCAGAUACAGUGUCUUGAACUUUUGGCCACCAAUCACUAAGAUUUUGUUCUGGAAGAGGUGGAAGGAGUUCUUGAAGCUAAGAAGAGAACUAGAAGCUGUGUUGAUUCCUUAUAUAAACGCUAGAAGGAAGAUUAAGGAAGAGAGACCAAGCAAUGGUUCAGAUUAUGAGUUUGUUGUGUCGUAUGUGGAUACUUUGUUGGAUUUGCAAAUGUUGGAGGAAGAUGAGGGGAGCAAGCUUGAUGAUGGUAAAAUUUGCACCUUAUGUUCGGAGUUUCUGAAUGCUGGAUCAGAUACAACUUCAACAGCAUUGGAAUGGAUCAUGGCAAAUUUGGUGAAGUACCCUUAUAUUCAAGAAAGGGUUGUGGAGGAGAUAAGAGGGGUCAUGAUUGGUAGAGAGGAUAAGGAAAUCAAGGUGGAGGAUUUACAUAAAUUGGGUUAUCUAAAAGCUGUGAUUUUAGAGGGGUUGAGGCGUCACCCACCACUACACUAUGUGGCUCCUCAUAGAGUGACAAAGGAUGUGAUUUUGAAUGGUUAUUUGGUGCCUACUUAUGCCACUGUAAAUUUCUUGGUGGCAGAGAUUGGGAGGGACCCAACAGCAUGGGAUGACCCUAUGGCCUUUAAGCCAGAGAGGUUCAUGAACAAUGGAAGCACAACGUUUGAUAUAAUGGGGAGUAAAGAGAUAAAGAUGAUGCCAUUUGGAGCAGGAAGGAGAAUGUGUCCUGGCUAUAGCUUGGCAAUGCUGCAUUUGGAGUACUUUGUGGCCAAUUUUGUUUGGAAUUUUGAGUGGAAGGCCGUGGAUGGAGAUGAAGUUGAUCUGACAGAGAAGCUGCAAUUCACAAUGGUGAUGAAGAAUCCUUUAAAGGUUAAUAUAUUACCCAGGAAAUAG